Messenger RNA from Macrobrachium nipponense, 1367 nucleotides. RefSeq names its product glutamate-gated chloride channel alpha-like. Gene Ontology annotation, molecular function: excitatory extracellular ligand-gated monoatomic ion channel activity; chloride channel activity; transmitter-gated monoatomic ion channel activity involved in regulation of postsynaptic membrane potential. NCBI's taxonomy places the organism in Eukaryota, Metazoa, Arthropoda, Malacostraca, Decapoda, Palaemonidae. The transcript has 12 exons. The coding region runs from base 121 to 1320 and encodes 399 amino acids. Gene Ontology annotation, cellular component: neuron projection; synapse; plasma membrane. Gene Ontology annotation, biological process: chloride transmembrane transport; chemical synaptic transmission; nervous system process. The record is from RefSeq and is a predicted model, not a curated record.
GUUAACGACCGAUGGACUAAGUGCAAGUUAAGAAGUUACGAAGCAGUGUACAUCCACUACUCGCGGCGAUAGCUAGUCAAGCGUGUCCUCGUCUCUUGGACGACACAAGGACAAGUUGGUAUGAAGUGCUACCAAGAGUCACCGAAUAUCAUUACGGUUUUCUUCAUCAUCUCACUUUGGAUGCCCAGAGAAAGAUGCAUCGAGCUGCGACCCCCUGACUAUGACCGACACCUGGCACCAAGGAAUAAAGACGGGGGACCAGUAACCAUAUAUUUAUCUGUGAUGAUCAGCUCUGUGAACGAAGUGAACGAAAAGGAUAUGGAGCUGAUCCUUGGGGUAUUCUUUCGAACGAGCUGGACGGACCCAAGACUUGUCGUGCCCAAAGACCUCUUCAACAAGACCACCGAGUCGCUGGUGCUGUCGCAGGAGUUUAUACGUGACCUCAAACUCUGGCUUCCCGAUCCCUACAUAGAAAGAGUCAAGAAAAUCGAGACAGCUUCGAUGUUACAACCUUUCGUUGGAGCCAGACUUUAUAAAAAUGGCAAGAUUCUAAUUAGUCAGAUGUUUAUCAUAACACUGAGCUGUCCGAUGUUCUUCCAAGACUUUCCGUUCGACACCCAGACAUGCUACCUGGAGAUUGCUAGCUAUUUCUAUGGUGUAAAAGACGUUGCUUUCGGAUGGCAUCUGUACGGAAUAGCGACUUCGAAAGACAUUCCUGCUCUCUUGGGGGACUAUGAAUUUCAAUUUCAAGUCCAAAACACAACGGUCUGCAGUGUGCCCGAAUACGUUAACGGUGACUACCCAUGUCUAAAAGCUUUCAUGCGGUUCAAGAGACGAUUCAAGAACUACCUCCUCGGCGUCUACGUCCCGUCUCUGCUGUUUGUGGCCGUGGCUUGGGCUUCCUUUUUCUGGCCUCCCGAAGCUGUGCCCGCUCGAACCGUCUUGCUCAUAACUUGCCUCCUCACUAUGAUCUCGCUUUAUUCUGGCGUUCAGGCCGUGACUCCUCCAGCGAACUAUACCCGUGCCAUUGACGUCUGGUUCUUCGCUUGCAUCCUGGCGGUCUCGAUGGCCUUGUUCCAGUACGCUGUCAUCUUGCAAUUAAGGUCUAAGCAACUUCAAGCUUCAAGGCAAUCCACAGAAUAUGUAACGGGACUCAAUUCCGUUGGGCCCAUCAUGGAAAACUUGCCUGAGAAGAAAUCGUCUUCAACUGAAGAAUACUGGACGAAGAUUGAACACAAAGUGGAAUGGGGGGCGAGAGUUUUGUAUUUAGUUGUGUUCUUUGUAUUUAAUAUUUUAUACUGGACCAUUUACCUGAGAUAGUUCAUAGCUCGUAUGUAACGAUUGUAAGUAUUUAUGUAGAUAAGCGA